CCUACGACGACUGCGCACUGAGCAGAUUGUCCACAAGGUCAGCGGCACGUGUAGCGGACUGUCAUUCUGUUACGCACUCACCGGCUACUUCGUCGCAGUUUCGUGAACUGACUUGACUUGGUAACUCAAACGUCGGCGUUGUGAUCGGUUAGAUCAGCGAUUUAUCUGGAACAUGGCAAGAGGAGGUCGUAGUCGCCCGUCUGCACCUGUCAGUGCUCCUGCCCCAUCCUACGCCCCGGCGCCUGUCGCUCCUCCCCCCACAGCCCUGGCUCCAGCUCAGCCCAAGCAGCCGGGCCUGAUGGCCCAGAUGGCCACCACUGCCGCGGGGGUGGCGGUGGGCUCGGCUGUGGGGCAUGUGGUGGGGGGCGCUCUGACGGGGGCAUUCAGUGGUGGCAGCAGCAGCAGCAGCCCUGAAGCAGCCAAGCCUGCCAGCACUUACCAGGAGCCGCCCCGCAUGGCCCCCCAGCAGGGCCCGUGCCUGUACGAGGUGCGGCAGUUCCUGGACUGUGCCACCACGCAGACGGACCUCAGUCUGUGCGAAGGCUUCAACGAGGCCCUCAAACAGUGCAAGUUCUCACAGGGUGUGAAUCAACUGGUUUGACUGAACUUGUGAGGUUGAUCCAACAAGAACUCAACAGAAAAAUAAACCCUCACGGACAACUCAAGUCAUCUAUCAGAAUCAAUCGCUCUAGACGCACAUAAAUGUUGUAGUUGUAACAUGUACUUUGGACUUAUGAUUAUGUAUAUGAGAUUGUGAAAUAAAAGCUGCUAUGUACUUGU
Molecule: messenger RNA, 780 nt
Organism: Sardina pilchardus (European sardine)
Lineage: Eukaryota; Metazoa; Chordata; Actinopteri; Clupeiformes; Clupeidae
Gene: chchd10
Product: coiled-coil-helix-coiled-coil-helix domain containing 10
Exons: 4
Coding region: 173-601 (142 amino acids)
Biological process (GO): mitochondrion organization
Cellular component (GO): mitochondrion; nucleus
Source: RefSeq, a predicted model, not a curated record